AUGGGUCGUCCUAACGCAUCUAAAGUACAUUCAUAUUAUAAAUUUGAUUGUAAUUUAAAAGAGUCGUCAUGUAAACAUUGCACUGCCAAAAUUAAAGGUAACCAUAGUACAAAUUUAAGAAAACACCUUGCAAGCCAUCAUAAUGAACAAUAUGAAGAGUUACUGGUAAAUGAAUCAAAAAUAAAUAAAAAAACAAAUGGUGUUUCUAAGAUCAUUGCACAUCAACGAUUAUUUAAUUUGAAUGAAUCAAAACAUGUCAAAGUCAGUAUCAAUGAAAAAACAAUUAUUGAUGCUUGUGUUGAUCUUGUCACAAUUAAUGGACGGCCAUUUAGUAUGCUGAAUGAUACAGGAUUUCGAAGAAUACUUGAUCCAGUUUUAAAUGGAUUUCAGAAGAAAUUUAAAAUUAAUUCAAACAUAAUAAAGAAACAUGUGCACGAAGAGUCUCUUCUUAUUCAGCAAGAAAUAAUAACUGAAGCUAGUUCCAAACUCAUUUCUCUGAAGUUAGAUGCAGUUACUCGACUAAAUAGGUCAUUUUUAGGUGUAAACAUGCAGUAUAUUGUAGAAAAUUCUAUUAAACUCAAGACACUUGGAUUAAUAGAAUUAACUGAAUCACAUACUGGUAUUUAUUUAAAACAGACAAUUUUAAAUAUUCUUAAAAAAUUUAAAAUUGAUCCUAAGCAGUUGUAUACAAUAACAUCGGAUAAUGGCGCAAACAUGCUUAAGGCGAUAAAUUUAGUUGAAAAAGAUGUAUCAACAACACUUCAAACAGAAUUACUCGAUGAAUCAGACACCGUCAAUGAUGAUGUGAUUCUGAAUGAUACAAAUGAAACCCACUCAAAUAUAAGUUCAGAUGAUGAGUGUAGUGAUAGGUAA
Messenger RNA from Macrosiphum euphorbiae (potato aphid), 873 nucleotides. Lineage: Eukaryota; Metazoa; Arthropoda; Insecta; Hemiptera; Aphididae. The record is from the annotation of a GenBank genome assembly.